GCGUGCGGCCACAUUCUACAAUUAUUAUAAGCAAAAUCUGGAGGAGGGUAUGUGCUUAGUUUAUGUCUCUGCAGCAGGCGAGCUGGUAAAAGUGCCGCCAAAAAUAGAGGGAGUAGUCGAUAAAUACCAUGAUCUAUUUGAAGAGCUGAAUGGGGUUGUUAAGAGGGAGGUCGUCCACGCGAUAGAGAUUAUCCCAGGGUCUAGUAUUCCGAAGGGUAGGAUCUAUCGGAUGUCUCCAGCUGAGCUUGAUGAGCUUCGUCGACAACUCAAGGAACUCAUAGAGAAGGGCUGGAUUCGGCCUCGCGUUUCCCCUUACGGAUCUCCUGUCCUAUUCGUACCGAAGAAGGGGGGAACAUUGAGGAUGUGCAUUGACUAUAGGGGCCUCAAUGGCAUCACUGUGAAGAACGCAGAGCCCCUACUGCGCAUCGGUGACUUGUUGGACCGAGUGCAAGGGUGCCGAUACUUCAGUAAGAUACAUCUGAAGUCUGGGUACCAUCAAAUUGCAAUACGGCCCGAGGAUCAACACAAAACCGUUUUUCAGACCAGGUACGGUCUGUACGAGUUUGUGGUGAUGCGUUUCGGCCUUUGCAAUGCUCCUGGCACCUUCCAGCACGCCAUGAAUCAGAUCUUUCAUGACUACUUGGACAAGUUUGUCAUCAUGUACCUCGAUGACAUACUUAUCUUUAGUAGGACUGUCGAGGAGCACGUCGGUCACUCAGACAAAGUUCUUACUCUCCUUGGACAACACCAGUUCAAGAUCAACGGGGAGAAACGCGAGUUUGGACGCACCCGGAUCUUGUACCUGGGUCAUGAGAUUUCAGCGGAGGGAUUGAAGCCCGAUGACGCGAAGGUGGCCAGCGUUCGUGACUGGCUGCGUCCUCAGUCUGUAAGUGAGAUGAGGUCCUUCUUAGGAAUGACCGGUUACUACCGCCGCUUCGUGAAGAACUAUAGCAUAGUGGCCGCACCUUUGACAGACCUCACACGCCUUCACACCACGUGGAAGUGGACAGACAGGACCUUGCCAGAGGAUGAGGUGGUAACUGCGGCAUCUUACCUAGAGGGUAAAGCAGCCAAGUGGCUAGAUGGUGUAGUUGUGAGGGUCGGGUACGGGCGACGCAUGGUGGAUUGGGCUAAGUCUUUGACCUUAGACCAAUUCAUGGAGAUGGUAGAAGCUCGAUGGCAUAACCCACAGGAGGCUCAAAGGGCCACUGAUGCCAUUAACAAACUUGACCAACGCAAGUUCAGGUCAGUUAGAGAGCUUACGACUACCGUGGAGGGCCUGAUCCUCGUCUCGGGCAUCAACUACAGUGACCAGUUCCUGUUAACAACUUUUGUUAGAUGUCUUCUAGAGAACAUCAGGAACUUACUGGCCAGUGAGGCACGCACCGAGUACCACUCGUUUGAGACAUUGUCUAGAAAGGCCUUAGACUUAGAGGCAACACUAGGCAAUGCUCAACCCACCUCAGGGAACGACUCAAAGAAGAAGAAGAGUCCCCAAGAGUGGAAGAAGAAGGGGGCGAAGUUGAUGAUGGUUGAGUCAGAUGGGACCCAAACUGAAAUCGACGAGCUCUCUGACCUGGUGGACUAUUCAGAGUGUGACGGCGAGGAGGUAGCUGAGGGUAGCACCCUCGCCGCGGUAGUAAAGACUAAGGCAGAUGUGUCUGAGGCCUUAGAAGACUUAGAAGGCGAGUGGUCAAACAAGGACCCUCGUGAGUCUUGGGCGGCGCUAAAGAAGGGUCCUAGAGGGGAACAUUUCGUUGUGGAAGUGGAUGUAGGAGGCCGCAAAUGUGGUGCCUUCAUAGACACAGGCUCCACGCGAAAUUACAUAAGUCGCGACUGUUUGGAAAGGCUGCACCUACAGGACCGGGUACGGCACCUUAGUAGACCAGUGGCAUCUACUUUGGCCAACAAAGAGCGCAUGAUUGUCACAGACUACCUCAAGGACGUAGUCUGUACCUUCUCCUAUGGAGGAGGUGAGCUUAAUCAUAAGAUCUCGUUCUUGGUUAGUAACGACUUGCCAUUUGACAUGUGGCUAGGCAUGUACUACGUCGAUAUUGCUAAGCCCCAGUUUGACUGGGAUAAGAAGGUGCUCAAACAGAAGUUGCCCGAUGGUCGAACUGUCAGAAUGACUAAGUUCAAGGCCAGUAGUAUUAUAGAUACCUAUGGCUGCUUGCGCGCAUCUGCGUUCUACAAUAACUAUAAGCAAAACCAAGAGGAAGGUAUGUACCUUGUUUAUGUCUCUGAGAAGGGGGAGACCAUUAAAACACCCCCGGAGAUAGAACGCGUCGUUGCUAAGUUCCCUGAUCUGUUCGAGGAGCCCACAGGAGUUGUUGAUAGGAAAGUCGUCCACGCUAUAGAAAUCAUUCCAGGGAGUAAGAUCCGAAAGGGAAGGAUCUAUAGGAUGGCCCCUGCCGAGUUAGAUGAACUUUGGAAGCAACUCAAGGAGCUGACAGAGAAGGGAUGGAUUCGGCCUAGUACUUCCCCUUACGGAUCACCUGUGCUAUUCGUACCAAAGAAGGGGGGUACUUUGAGGAUGUGCAGUGAUUAUAGGGGCCUCAAUGCCAUCACGGUGAAAAACGCAGAGCCUCUACCCCGCAUAGACGACCUAUUGGAUAAAGUGCAGGGAUGCAAGUACUAUACGAAGAUAGACUUGAAAUCCGGUUAUCAUCAGAUCGCAAUAAGACCUGAGGACCAACACAAGACAACUUUUCAGACUAGAUAUGGUCUGUAUGAGUUUGUAGUGAUGCCUUUCGGUCUUUGCAAUGCGCCGGGUACAUUCCAGCACGCUAUGAAUCGGAUCUUCCAUGACCAUUUAGAUAAGCUUGUCGUAGUCUAUCUAGACGACAUUCUGAUCUUUAGUAAGUCUGCCGAGGAGCACGCACAACAUGUUGAGACAGUUCUCUCACUCCUACGACAACACACGUAUAAGAUCAACCUAGAGAAGUGUGAAUUCGGUCGCACUAAGAUUUUAUACUUGGGUCAUGAAGUAUCCUCGAAGGGAAUUAGGCCGGAAGAUGCGAAAGUGGCUAGUAUUCGAGACUGGCCACAACCUCAGACAGUUACUAAGGUCAGGUCUUUCUUAGGAAUGUGCGGCUACUAUAGGAACUUCGUAAAGAACUAUUCUACAGUCGCCUCUCCUUUGACAGAUCUAACUCGACUUGACACACCGUGGGACUGGAGUGAUGAGUGCGAGGGUGCUUUCAAGARAUUGAAGCAUGMACUCAUGAAUCACGAAGUUCUCAUGGUUCCCGAUCCGCAGAAGCCAUUCAUAKUGACCAUUGACGCAAGCCAAUACGGCAUUGGCGCAGUGCUGGCUCAGCAGGAUGGGAAAAAGUUGAGACCGAUUGAGUAUAUGAGUAAGAAGAUGCCAUCGAAGAAAUUGGCUAAGUCCACCUACGAAAGGGAACUCUACGCUGUCUACAAGGCACUUGUCCAUUGGAGACACUUCCUUUUGGGAAGAUUCUUCUAUCUGAGGACUGAUCAUCAGACCCUGAAAUGGAUCAAGACUCAACCGGCUCUUUCUGAUGCACUCAAGCGAUGGAUUGAGGUCAUAGACCAAUAUGACUUCAAGCUUGAGUACCUGAAAGGAGAGUACAACAAGGUUGCAGACGCGCUAUCCCAUAGAGCAGUGGUGCGCUAGUUUCCGAAUUUGGCGUAUCUAACGAAGUAACUCAAUCAUUGGUGGGAGCCUAUCAGGAAGACCCUGUCACGAUGGACAUCAUCCGCAAACUUCAGGCAAAAGACAAGGCCACAGAAAGUGAGUUUGUAAUGGUGGAUGGGCUAAUCUAUCUUGGUAAGGCCGGAGUAAAGAGAUUGGUAGUUC
Molecule: messenger RNA, 3823 nt
Organism: Chara braunii
Lineage: Eukaryota; Viridiplantae; Streptophyta; Charophyceae; Charales; Characeae
Source: the annotation of a GenBank genome assembly